AGCAGGAGGAGAAGUUUUUGUUGUUUUGCCAUUUUUAAUUUAUAUGAAAAUUAUGCUCCUCGCCUUGAUUGCUUCAGUGUAACUGGAACUGGUUUCCAGGAGGAACGUUCCCAGCUUGCCGGAACGGGGGAUUGAAGGUUUGGAGAUGUCUCUCUGGCUGCUAAAAUGGGCAGUUUGUCUCCUCGGCUUGUUGGCCAGGAGCGCUUCUUCAUCUGACGAGGAUUUCGGAGGCGAAUCUGGAUCCGGGAUGCUGCCAGCAGAAGAGGUGAAUGUUCUGCAGGAGCUUUCUCUUCAGGUGUCAGAGCGAAAUAACUCCUUCGUGACUUUGGAGGGCAGCAGGUGUCCGGUGAUCAGAGUUGGACAGUACUCCACCUUAACUCUCCCUCUGCAGCAGAUUUGCAGCGACAGGUUUGCGAAUGAGUUCAGUUUACUGGUGCAGCUUCGUAGUCUUCAGAGGGAAGAGCACAGCGUGUUCACCAUGCUCAGCCCCGACAGCCGCAUCAUGCUGCAGAUUCGGAUCAGCGCCUACGCCAUCAUUUUCAUUGGAACGCAACAGCGCCAUUACGAGUUCCCAGUCAAUGGCCUGUGUGAUGGAGAGUGGCAUCGUGUGGCCUUUAGUGUGUCCACUACUCACCUGGUGCUGUAUGUGGACUGCUCGCAGCUGGAAAUUGUGGACUGGGUGAACCAUGGCCUGGAGAUUGGCACUGAUGGUCUCCUCAUGGUUGGAGGCAUCCUUGAGGGCUUUGAAACUCCAUUUGAAGGGGAACUUCGACAGCUGACCUUCCUGUUGGAUGACCCUGAGGCCGCCCAGCAGCACUGUAGUCACUAUCCGCCCCGCUGCAGCAACGCUGCUUCUAAACCUCCUCGCUCCCCACGUACCAACAACGCCCUGGAGAAUGCAUCUCAACAACAAGAAGGAUCUCGUGGGGAUGGAACGAUACAAUCCAGGCCGAACAGAAAAGGUUCAGUGGGACGUGGAGAUGUUUUUGUGGUUGAAGAGGACACAGAUUUGUUAGAUCCCAUCUUUCAAAGUGGUGGAGUAGUGAAUCCUCAGUGGAAACCUAGAAAUGGACUGAAGGGAAGCCAGAGGGGCAAACCAGACGUGUCUUCUAAAAAAAUGGAGGAGAACAUCACAACAGAGAAAAAGACAGAUUCUAGAACUUCAUUAGGUUUUCCACUAAAGCCUUCAGACAAUAUAAUUGACCUGGAUGUUGGAGGUUCCCCAAAGAAGCCCUCACUGGGAAUUCCUCUGCUUCCCAAGAUUCCUUCGUAUCCCAGAAUUUCAACCGAAUCAAAUGCACUAAUAGAAGAAUCUGCUAAAGAGACCACCAGCACUGUUUCACCUGCAACUAGUCAGCCCCCGUUCACUGUCCAGACCACCAGACCUCUGGUUCAUAGAAGCAAGCAUGAAGGUGAAGGCUCAGAACCAGACAGAGAAAGGCCUCGGAUUGUGACGAUUGUUUCCAGGGAAGGAGACCUGGUCCUGGGCUCUGAUGGUAAAAUGUACAGGCUCCAGAGGGGACCACCUGGCAGGAUGGGACCCCCAGGACCAGAUGGAUGUCCUGGUGAUCCUGGUCCUUCUGGGGUUAAAGGUGAUAAGGGUGAAAAGGGUCCUAAAGGCAGACCAGGUAAAAUGGGGGAGCCAGGACCCCCAGGAGCUCCAGGUUUACCAACAUUUUAUAUGUGGAGGAAUACUGCUGAGGAAUGGGCUGCUUUUAAGCAAACCAAUUUCUACCAGUUACUGUCAGCUGGAUGGCCUACUAAAGAAGGACCUGCAGGACCACCUGGAGAAAUGGGGAAACCUGGCAUACAGGGGCCACCUGGUGAACCUGGAGAGGAAGGACAACCAGGGAUGCCAGGAGAAAUGGGGGAUAUAGGCCUGAUGGGGCCUCCAGGAAGGCCCGGGACCCCAGGGAGAGAUGGGGAAGAUGGAACAGAUGGUCAACCUGGGACGCCUGGUCCUCCUGGAUCACAUGGCCUGUGGGGGUACAGAGGAGAACGAGGACCCAAAGGAGAGAAAGGAGAUGAGGGUCUUGUUGGUGAUCAGGGCCCAAAGGGGGAAACUGGUGAACCUGGUGAGAAGGGUGCAGCUGGGUUGCCUGGUCCACCUGGUCCCAUCGGACCACCAGGGCACCAGGGGGUUCGAGGUGGAGAGGGACCAGAAGGGCCCGCUGGGCCUGAUGGGGAGAGCGGACUGAAUGGCCCCUCAGGUCCCCAAGGGCCACCGGGUGCACCAGGUUUGACUGGACGAGUUGGUGCUCAAGGAUUUAAUGGCUCAAGGGGAGAAAUGGGACCAGCUGGUGGUGUGGGCCCCCAAGGUCCUCGGGGGCCUCCAGGUUUAGAGGGACAGAUUGGACCUCCAGGACAUAGAGGACCACAAGGUCAUUCAGGACUGAUGGGUGCUGCUGGGCCAAAAGGAGACCCUGGACCUGUGGGCCCAAUGGGCCCUCGGGGGGAUCCUGGCUUUGAGGGCCCCAUGGGUUUGCCAGGGAGACAGGGUCAUGUGGGGUUUCCAGGAGUCAUGGGUAAAAGAGGACCCGAUGGGGACAAGGGGGAUGCAGGAUCCAAAGGCGACAAAGGAGUUCAAGGGGCCACAGGCAUUAGGGGCCCUCAGGGAGAGAGGGGCCCCAUUGGUUUACCAGGGUUCCCAGGGGUCAGUGGCCCACCUGGCCGUAGAGGUGCUGAGGGGAUGGACGGUGAAACAGGCCUGCAAGGCAAACAGGGCGGCCCGGGGGUUAAGGGGAACAGAGGACAAGAUGGACGUCAUGGAAAACCUGGACCGAGAGGAAAUAAGGGUUUAGGUGGACUGAGGGGCCACCCUGGCCAACCAGGCCCAACGGGUUUCUCUGGGCUACAAGGACAGCAGGGAGCAGAAGGAAAGCCUGGUACACAGGGUGUGCAGGGCACAGAUGGCAGUGCUGGCUUUAGUGGUCCCAAGGGUUUUCCAGGCAAUGCUGGUGAGAGAGGAGCAGACGGGCCGCCAGGUUCCCCGGGACCACCAGGGAAGACAGGACCUCUGGGCUCACCAGGUCCACCAGGAGAAAAAGGUUUUACAGGGAAACCAGGCCUGGAAGGACCUCAGGGCCCAGUUGGCAUGUAUGGUGCAGCAGGAAAUUUGGGCAUGCGAGGGGCUCCAGGUCCACUAGGAGAAAGGGGUGAGCCAGGUUUAAGAGGAUUACCUGGCCUUCCUGGAAAGUCAGGUCCUAAAGGUCUCCCAGGUUCAUCUGGAGACAAGGGACCUCAGGGAUCUCAGGGCCGACCUGGAGAUGAAGGACCCAAAGGCAUCCAGGGACCACCUGGCCCUCUUGGUCUUCCAGGUCCAAAUGGUGGGACAGGCAAACCUGGACCCAGAGGAGGCAUUGGGCCCCCUGGGCCUCAAGGGCUGCAGGGGCCAGCAGGAAUCCCAGGUCCACAGGGUGCUGAUGGCUCAGUGGGAACAGCAGGGGAAAAAGGACACAAAGGUUUCCUUGGACUGCAAGGUGAUCCAGGCCCCCCAGGACUGAGUGGACCACAGGGUCAGCCUGGUCAAAGAGGAACCGAGGGUCCACCUGGAAGGAAAGGAGACCAGGGGGACCUGGGUGCUUGUGGAACACCUGGAGCUCAAGGGCCCAAAGGGGAGAGAGGAUCUGAGGGAGCAAAGGGCCCUCAGGGACCACCGGGACCAGUCGGUAAAGAGGGGGAAGUCGGGCAUCCUGGUGAGCCUGGAGAUCCUGGACAUGGAGGAGAGAAGGGUGAGGUGGGACCUCCUGGUUUGACAGGUCAGGAGGGCCCCUGGGGAGCCAUUGGAGAGAAUGGUUUCCAUGGCCCAAAGGGAGAAAAGGGCAACAAUGGGCUAAUGGGUGAACCUGGAUUAAUGGGUGAGCCGGGUCCUGCAGGUCUGCCGGGGCUCCGGGGAAUUACCGGUCCUCCAGGACCUCCAGGACCCAAUGGACCUCUGGGAGAGAAGGGGGAGCCUGGGCCAGCAGGAAUCGCUGGACCACCAGGAUCAGAAGGUCCUCAGGGAGUAAUCGGACCAAAAGGGGUCAGAGGAGACCCUGGGGGGUUUGGACCAACUGGUCAAACAGGACAAGCUGGACCAAAGGGGGAUGAGGGAACCAAAGGAGAACCAGGGACAUUAGGGCUGAAGGGUGAACCAGGAGUACUAGGCCCACCAGGAGAACAGGGUGAAGAUGGUCCUCCAGGAAUCCAUGGUCCUUCAGGUCUACCAGGGCUGGAGGGACCUCCAGGAGAGAUGGGAACUCAGGGUCCUCCCGGUCCUGUCGGGGCUCCUGGGACAUACGGAAAACCCGGAGCUGAAGGAAAACAGGGCACGAAAGGAGAAAAGGGAGAUGACGGUGAAAUUGGACCUCCAGGGAAAACCGGUCCUGUCGGAAGAAGGAGGAAACGGGGAAAGGCUGGAGUCAGAGGAACCAGGGGAGACAGAGGACCAAAGGGUGCAAAGGGAGAUGAAGGAACAACAGGCCUCCCUGGAUGGCCUGGAAUCAUUGGGCUUCCGGGGCUACGUGGAGAACUGGGGGUUCAAGGUGAAAAGGGAGAAGAGGGUGAGAAAGGAGACGUGGGACAACCUGGACCACCUGGACCGGAAGGCAAAAAGGGUUCUCGAGGUCCAGUCGGAUUGCCUGGUCCAGCGGGCCCUAAAGGAGAACAGGGAAACAUCGGUCCACCUGGACCAAGAGGUGGACUGGGGAUGCCAGGAUUACCUGGGUUGUUUGGAAUAAAGGGUUUGAAGGGCUACCAAGGUUCUCCUGGACUGCCUGGAAGGAGAGGGCUCCCAGGUCCACCUGGUGCUCCUGGUGCUCCAGGAAAGUCACUGAACAUGACUUUGGCUCAGCUCAAGGGCCUGAUGUAUCUGUCCGACAAACCUAACUUCUCCCUGAUACAGACGCUGCUGGACUCUCUGCAGCAGGAGCUUCAGCUGCUGUUGGAUCCUCCUGAUGGAAGCAAGGAGCAUCCGGCCACCACCUGUCUGGAACUCUGGCUUUGUCACCCUGAAUACAGAAGUGGAAUGUAUUACAUCGACCCCAACCAGGGGAGUUCAGCCGACGCUCUGCUGGCCUACUGUAUCUUCACCUCCUCAUCAAUACAGACCUGCCUUCACCCCGAACACUCUCAGCUGCCGAUGAAAGCUUGGAUGGAGGAAUCAGCAGAAGAUGACUCGUUUCAGUGGCUUAGCCGGCUGGAUCAGGGUCAUCAGUUUUCUUAUCCAGGUACUAGUGUGGUUCAGAUGCGUUUCCUAAGGUUGCACAGUAUCACCGCUGUACAGAAGGUGACCUACUCCUGUCAUCCAGGACAUCGUCUGGGUCAGAAAGAAAGAUCCGUGAAAUUCCUCAUGGAUUCAAGGAAGCAAAGCUACCUCGGAGAGCUGAAUGAUUGCGUGCCUGGAGAGGAGACCGUUUCUGGUUCUCUAGAGUCCAUGUAUGAGUUUGAGGACCUCCAGCUGCUUCCCCUGAGAGACGUGGCGGUGAUGGGAGGCAGAAACUUCACGCACCAGUUUAGCUUCACCGUCGGGCCUGUGUGUUUCAGCUAGAGGCAGUGGAAACCUGUGCUGUUCCAGACCACUUGUAAAUCCAACAGGAACAUCUUUCUUUGAAUCAUGGAGACAGAGAGGACUUUUAGAAAAACAUCUUUCCCCAAUUUGGGGAUUGGAUCUCUGAGUUUAAGUGACUUCGUAGGGAUGAAUCUGAAAGGGCACAGGUGUUGUUUUUAAUGGAGAAGUCAUUUUUGUUUGAGACAUUUAUCUGGUUUAAAAUAAAUUAAAUAUGUUUGUUUUUAUUGUUGAUAUGCAACAUUUUUUACAGUUUGAAUUGUGCUGUUUACAAGGGGAUUCUUUUAUAGGCUGAUUAAUGUGUAUAUAAAAGUCUUGAGCGACCUUCUACCAGCCCGCUUCUGUCUCAAUAAAACCACUGGAAGUGAACCCAGUUUAUCAUUUUAACUAAAGGUGCUGAUCAGGUUUUGCUAGAAAGACAAACAUUUAUUUAAAGCUCAUUCAGACAAAGAUGCAAACGUCAUCAUUUGCAUACUUGGUGCUAGCUGUUUACUAUCUGUUCUUGAUUUAAAAAGAUGCAAAGCAUGUCUUACAUUUUGAUUCUGUAUUGUGUAUAUAUAUUUUUUUUACAUCUCAGGUAUGAAACAUACAGGCACUUCAUCUGCUGUUGCCCCAGCAUGUUUUUUUUUUUUACAGUUUGUUGUCAAAUCUUUGAAUCUAAAUUUAAUAAAUAAUUGAACUUAAAAACACACAAAUAUAAAAAAUAAACCAUUUCUUGUUCCAGGC
Girardinichthys multiradiatus is the source of this 6271-nucleotide messenger RNA. RefSeq names its product collagen alpha-1(I) chain. The transcript is spliced from 67 exons. The coding region runs from base 146 to 5527 and encodes 1793 amino acids. Gene Ontology annotation, molecular function: extracellular matrix structural constituent. The record is from RefSeq and is a predicted model, not a curated record. Lineage: Eukaryota; Metazoa; Chordata; Actinopteri; Cyprinodontiformes; Goodeidae.